CAAUCUCCAAGGAGCAAGAAGACGAAGUUGAGAGGGUGCGAUCACUACUGUCAGAGACCGAGCGUGAGUGUAAAAACCUAGUCACUCAGAAGAAUCUGCUCGAGUCUGGCCUUUUGCAAGGAAUGGCAGGUAUCAUAAAGGGAAGCACGAAGGUGGCUGUGGAUCUGGAUGAUGCUGAGAUGCAGAGACGGCUUAGGGAGUCUCGGGCGCAAAAGGCUGAGAAGGGGGGUGCUAGGCAAGCGACUGGUAAGCGUCCUAGAGAAUGAAGGUUUGGUUGCUGAUGUUCUAGGAAAGAAGAGAGCGCUAGAGGAAGCUCAUCGGAGUGUGAUGGGAACAGGGCCGAGGCUUCCUCCCUUUGACCUACAGGCGCAGCCGAAGCUUCCCUUCGGUAUAGAGGACGUUUAUGCCAAGGGGGUGGAGAAGGUGGACUUCUCCAUGCUGCGUCAACAGAAGAACGAGGUGAACUUUGCCAUGCAUCGGCAGGAGGUUCCCUUGGUGAACGUCUUCCUGGAAGGCGUGAAGAGUGACCCCGAGGUUCUUGCAAGGACACCGACCUUUUCCUAUGUAGAUCGGGCCCAGAAGACGUUCCUUACCCGUGCCUAUGCCUAUGGCGAGAUGUAUGGGAAUAUGGCCAAGGCAGAUAAGGAGAUCCAGAGAUUAAAGAGGUGCAAUGAGAUGGCUAAGGACAAAAUAGCGGAGGCGCAGGAGGCCAUCCAAGAGAAGAACGCCCUGCUGUUGCAGAAGGUGGCGCUGGCCAGGGAGGUGGAGGAGCUGAAGCAGUCGAAGGUCGAGGAGGUAGCUAUUGUUUGUGCAAAUAAUCUCAUAAUGUCUGGAUUAAUGAUAUUAUCUUCUCUUUAUGAUGAUAAUAUCGUAAUUAAUGAUCGGAUUCUCAAUUGGUGUAGGCUUCUGACUGUUGUUGGAGUUGGAUUCCCAGUAGGAAUGAGCUUGUGA
This is a messenger RNA of Prunus mume (Japanese apricot), 951 nucleotides long. The record is from RefSeq and is a predicted model, not a curated record. Lineage: Eukaryota; Viridiplantae; Streptophyta; Magnoliopsida; Rosales; Rosaceae.